This is a messenger RNA of Lathyrus oleraceus (garden pea), 814 nucleotides long. RefSeq names its product protein CYSTEINE-RICH TRANSMEMBRANE MODULE 9. The transcript is spliced from 3 exons. The record is from RefSeq and is a predicted model, not a curated record. The coding region runs from base 100 to 384 and encodes 94 amino acids. Lineage: Eukaryota; Viridiplantae; Streptophyta; Magnoliopsida; Fabales; Fabaceae.
UUGUAAGGCCAUAGAAUGAGACUUUGGAUAAAAUUGAAGUUUCAACAAAAAUGAGUAUCCUUUGACGCGUAGAAGAAAUCAAGAUUGAAGAAAAACAUUAUGGCUAACUGUAAAAGACAACCACACUGGUGGUUGGCUCUUUAUUCAAGUGCAUAUAUAGUUGCCAAAAACAAUACUCACUUGUCAGAAAUGAAUGCCAAUCCCAACUCUGCCAAAGGGUAUGAUGAAGCCCCCCCAGCAAUGGCACCACCUCAAUAUGCUCUUCCACCACCCAAAAGUCACAGUACUGAAUUCUUUGAGUUCUGUAUUACAGCUCUAUGUUGUUGUUGCGUCUUAGAUGGCUGUUUCUGUGACCCUUCAAUCUUAUGUAUGAGCUGCUGCUAGAUCAUGCUUCAAGCUACCAUUAGUUAAUAUCGUCAUUUGAUAUUUAAUGCAAUGUGGAAAAACAACAACUAUAUGCUCCCUUAAUUAUCAAUUUGGAUUUGAAUUGAAAUGUGCAAAUGUAACAUUAACAAGUAAUGUUUUGCAGUAGUUUCUUCUUUUAAUUCUUGAGUAAUAUUUGCUCCAUUGAACAUAUUCUCGUGUUCCUUUGGCUACUUCCAAUCACUCGAUUUACUGUCAAACGCAAAACCUUAAUUAAAGUAUCUUUUUAAUAUUUGGGUUUCAGAAUUAGGCUCACUAUAGGAAUUUUUUGUUUCAUGAGACAAAGGGUUUGCCAAAGAUAGUUGGGUUUCAGUGAGUGCCUUAGUCAUAGGGGCUUUUAACUAUCUAUUGCUCUAAUUAUAAAAACUAAAAGAAUAAAUUUGUUUGAGUU